Molecule: messenger RNA, 321 nt
Organism: Echinococcus granulosus
Lineage: Eukaryota; Metazoa; Platyhelminthes; Cestoda; Cyclophyllidea; Taeniidae
Product: Dynein light chain 1, cytoplasmic
Exons: 2
Coding region: 1-321 (106 amino acids)
Biological process (GO): microtubule-based process
Cellular component (GO): dynein complex
Molecular function (GO): dynein light intermediate chain binding; dynein intermediate chain binding
Source: RefSeq, a predicted model, not a curated record
AUGAGUAGCCAUCACCGUCAACGCUACCACAACAGAAGGGGUCCAGAAGAUCCAUGUGAAGUACGAGCCAAGUUCGUGACCAAGGAUCUCCACGAGAAGAAUGAGACUCGAUUCCUAGAGGUAGUUCAAACAGCGUGUCAAAUCCACGAUAAUCUGGUUGAUUUGAGCACUUCCAUUAAGCAGACCAUGGACGAGACAUACGGACCGACGUGGCAUGUCGUGGUAGGACCAAACUUUGCCAGUCAUAUUAUGCACGAGAAGAGAGCUUUCGCCCAUAUCAAGUGCAACAACCUCUCGUUUCUCAUCUACAAAUAUGGCUGA